CAACCUCAUGGCAGACAUAAAAGAAAAGAAGCACCUGGAGGACACAGAAAAUCACUCCAAGAGCAAGAUCUACUUGGACUACAAUGCGACUACUCCUUUAUCUGCAGAAGUGGUCAAGGCAGUGACAGGAGCUCUGCAAGAGGCCUGGGGGAAUCCCAGCAGCAGCUACAGUGCGGGAUGUAUUGCCAAGCAGCUAAUAGACAAAGCCCGGGCACACAUUGCCAGCAUGAUCAGAGGAAAACCAGAAGAUAUCAUCUUCACUUCUGGAGGAACAGAAGCCAACAAUAUGGUAUUAUUUUCGGCUGUGGAACAAUUCAGUAAAGCCAAGGAAAGUUCCAGUAACAGUGUGGAUAAGAUGUUGCCGCACAUCAUUACCUCGAAUGUGGAGCAUGAUUCCAUUGUACUUCCUCUUCAACACCUCCAGAGGGCACACAGAGCCGAGGUGACCUUUGUGCCGGUAUCCACUACAACAGGACGAGUGGAGGUUGAUGAUGUUAUUGCAGCUCUUCGUCCUAACACAUGUCUAGUGUCUUUUAUGUUGGCAAAUAAUGAAACUGGUGUUAUCAUGCCUGUGAAUGAACUGUCACAACGCCUUGCACCUAUUUCUAAACAGCGUGCAAGCCAGGGGCUUCCCCCAAUCUUGUUACACACAGAUGCAGCACAGGCGCUGGGAAAGAUCAGCGUGGAUGUUCAAGAGCUGCAAGUCAAUUAUUUAACUGUUGUUGGACACAAGUUCUACGGGCCUCGUAUUGGAGCUCUUUAUGUUCGUGGAAUAGGGCACCAGACACCUCUGCUGCCAAUGUUAUAUGGAGGAGGACAGGAGCGCAAUUACAGGCCAGGAACAGAAAAUACACCAAUGAUCACAGGGCUAGGCAAGGCUGCAGAGUUAGUCAGUUUACACUGCACUGUAUAUCAGAGCCACAUGCAAGAAGUACGGGACUAUCUGGAGCAGAGAUUAAAGGCUGUAUUUGGUGACAGGAUCCGGUUUAACUCUCACUUCCCUGGCACGGAACGCCUUCCUAACACAUGUAAUGUGUCACUGCUGAAGCCCUCUGUCCUAGGACGUGAAUGGCUGGCCCAUUGUCAUUCCCUUCAGGCAAGUGUUGGAGCAGCUUGUCACUCAGACCGCGGAGACAGUCCUUCCCAUGUACUGCUGAGCAGUGGAGUACCUCAGGAAGCCGCCCGUGGUGCCGUUCGUUUGAGUGUAGGUCGGGAGACAUCCAGAGAAGAUGUAGAUGUGAUUGUUACAGAUCUUGAGCAAGCAGCGCAAAAACUGGAGUCUAAAGAGUCUAGUAAGAAAGAUGUGAAAACAUCAUAGGAACGGGAUGAGGAAUGAGUGUGAUCACAGCAAAAAUAAAUUGACUAAAAUUAGAAGAU
Nanorana parkeri is the source of this 1377-nucleotide messenger RNA. It is a transcript of the gene SCLY, whose product is annotated as selenocysteine lyase. The transcript has 12 exons. NCBI's taxonomy places the organism in Eukaryota, Metazoa, Chordata, Amphibia, Anura, Dicroglossidae. The record is from RefSeq and is a predicted model, not a curated record. The coding region runs from base 8 to 1318 and encodes 436 amino acids.